This is a messenger RNA of Alternaria incomplexa, 900 nucleotides long. RefSeq lists its product as uncharacterized. Lineage: Eukaryota; Fungi; Ascomycota; Dothideomycetes; Pleosporales; Pleosporaceae. The transcript has 2 exons. The record is from RefSeq and is a predicted model, not a curated record. Bases 1 to 900 code for a protein of 299 amino acids.
AUGCCUGCUCCACCGUCGCCCGAUCCACCGAUACCUGAUCCACCCGUGGAGAUGCAACCCAAGACGUCUGAAAACGAGGCAAGAGAAGAUGCGCUUCUCUCCAGGGUAGAGACACUGCUUCAGAAGCGCAACCAGGAACCUCGCGUUGUGUAUGAAGACCCGCCGUUCUCGAGACUGGCGAAGGUAUUGCAAGAGCGCGAAGUUCAAAGCGAACGGGAACGAGCCAAUGCAGCAACUGAAGCGCGCAUGAAGCAGAUACAGGAUGCUCAUGAAAAAGACGAGGAGAGAAUGAAGCAACUCGAAAGCCUCAUAGCAGCUCAAUCGGCAGAGCAAAGGCGUAUGGAAUCUAUGUGGGAAAUGGAAAGAAGGGCUAUCGAAGCAGAAGCUGCAAAGCAAGCUCAAAGCGUGAGGGAUCUGGCAGCGAAAGAGAUCGCGGCCGCGCAAAUGGCCAAAGAAACAGCUCAAACAGCACUCAAUGCUGAGAAGCUAGAAACCGAGAGAGAAGCGAGGAAGAGAGCCGAUGCCAUGUUCAAGGCCGAAAAAGAACGAACGGAUGAAUUCCACAAAUUGCAACUGCAGCGUUACGAAGAGCUACUUCAUGAGCUACGAGAGCAGCUGCUGAACUCAGAGCAUGAAAGCGAUCGGGCUAUAAGACGAAGUCAACCGGUGCAUACCUACUUCUUUGAUCCCGACUACGAACCGCAGUUUUCUCCAUCCGAGACCGCACCAGGCAAGGAAUCGAUCACUAUCCAGAAAGCCCUCGUGGAAGAAUAUGCGCUGAUCGAACUGGGCUUCAAAUUCCAUACCAACGACACGGGAGUCUAUGUUCUCGAUGGCAGGUUGACAUAUGUAAAGAAUGCCGCUCACUAUCAGUACGACGCUCACGCUAACGGUCCGUAG